CACUAGCGAGAAACACCUCCGUCUGUCAAACUCGAGCAGACGACACCAAAAAAUCGAGCAGGCGAUUCCGUAGCUAGACUAGACACAAAUAAAUAACAACAAAAUUUGAGUGGAGGGUUUAAAAAGAGCACGAGAAAGGGAGCAGAUGUCAUUAAAUUACAAGCGACAUCAUUAAGUUGAGAUAAGGGUAUUCACAGCUCGAGUCAAAGACGCCACAAACUUCUGCAGAUGCGUUCAAGAACAGUCGGAAAACACCAUUAAGUAACUAGAGUAGAAGACUUUAAAAAAUUGAGCAAACGACAUCAAAAAAAUAAAGCAGACGACAUCUUAAACUUCAACAGACAACUUUAGUCAAAAUGGAGCAAAAAUUGCUUAUUUUUCUCAUGACGGCAGUGUUAUUAUUAUUAUUACCACAGCAGAAGACAGUUUCAGCAUUGCCGAUGGAUAUUAUGGAGCAGCCACAAGACGACAUUUCUGAGGAAGAACUGGAACGAUUGAGAAACUGCAAAAUCGAUAUGUGUUUCGCAGUGGAUUCGUCUCGCAGUCUGGGCGUGCCUGGACUACAAGAUGAGAUCAACUUCGCCAAAAUGGUCAUCGACCAAAUAGGGGGCUUCGGAGAGGCGGUGGAUGCGCGUUACGCCACCGUCGUCUUCUCCACCAACGUGUCGGUCCACUUCGACUUUAACGUCAACCAAAGCGUCCCAGAGUUGCGCAAGCGACUGGAUGCCCUGCCGUUCUUCAGGGGCCGUACCAAUAUCCCCGACGCCAUGAUGGCCUGCUGGGACUUAUUAACGAACCCUCUGAAAGGGUCCAGAGAAGACGGUUUUGCUAAUGCCAACAGUACGCUCUUUAAAGUAGCCCUUGUGCUGACCGAUGGAGUUUCUAACGAAGGGAAUGUGUCCAUCGUCACAGCCGCAAACUACAUGAGAGCGGACAAUAUCCAGAACAUAGCUGUUGGUGCCGGGGGCGGUGUCAUCAGAUCCCAACUCCUUGAGAUCACUGACGGUGAUGAAAGAUACGUCUUCCAGGUCCAAGACUUGGGCAGCUUGAGUGAGAUUGUCGGGGAUAUUGGACUGACUGCCUGUCAAGUUGUAAGUACCACUACGACUACUACGACCACGACUACAACUACCACUCCAACUACUACAACAACACCUACAACCACGACCACGCCUACAACAACCACGACCACACCCACUACAACCACGACCACGCCUACUACAACCACGACCACACCCACUACAACCACAACCACGCCUACCACAACUACAACAACUCCAACGACGACAACUACCACGCCUACAACAACUACGACUACGCCCACUACAACCACGACCACGCCUACUACAACUACGACAACUCCAACGACGACAACGACCACACCCACGACUACCCCUACCACACCAGAAGUAUGUGAGUGGACGAGAUGGUCAGACUGUGACACCACGUGCGGAUAUGGUAUACAGUCCAGGACAUACGAGUGCUGCAGCACGUGCGAGCCAAGGAUAGAAGUGAAGUCCUGUAAACUGACAGAGUGCCCUAUUCCAUCGAUUGACGGUGGAUGGAGUCCGUGGUCAGAAUUCAGCGAGUGCACGAAGACAUGUGGAGGGGGAGUUCAAGUCAGGUCAAGGUCUUGUAGUAACCCUGCGCCAUCUGGUGGCGGCAAAGCGUGUCCUGACGUUGGUUAUGAACUCAAUCCAUGUAACAAACAGGAAUGCCCAGUAAAUGGGAAUUGGGGCGAAUGGUCAUGCUGUUGGACAGAGUGCAGCGCCACCUGUGGUUCGGGAACGCGAUCACGCAGACGACAGUGCAACAAUCCAGCACCAUCUGGUGGAGGAAGUGAUUGUGUUGGUUCAGAUGUUAUGACAGAGACAUGCAACGAGAUGUCUUGUGGUGUGGACGGCGGAUGGUCAACAUGGGGUCAGUGGUCAAGUUGUCACCAAGGAACAUGUGCCAAGACGCGCAAGCGCGCGUGCAAUAACCCAGCGCCAUCUAACGACGGAAAGCCGUGUCCCGGUGUCAGUUGGCAAUUCAAAUAUUGCCACGCGUUGUGUUGUAUGGGAGGUGUCGAAUAUCACACCAGAUAUGAUAUACAUUGCUAAGCGGAAAUGUGGCAGCAAUACAUAUGUUCCACUUUGGGGAUUACGACGCGAUUCUGAAAAAAAAUCACAUCAUGAUUAUGGACUUUUCAGUGCAAAAGAAUGAAAAUAUUUUAUGCGGUGUGGUUUGUUAUUUUUACUGCAAGAGGAGUAUAGGAUCUCCUGUUUAGCUGACUUUCUUUAUAUCUUUCUUCUGGAACCAAUCCGUAUGAUGUAAUGCAAUGGUUCAAUUAAAUAUUUAUAGACUUUUAAUCUUGAACCAGCAAGAACACCUAAAUAAUUAGUACAGCUACCUGUUAUAACUGUGGAUUUUUCAUUGUCAUUUAUUGAACAAAACAGUGCAAAAAAGAGCAUUAAAUCAAGCAAAUUAUCCGUUUUUGUGAUUCUGUAUAUUUGUAAAAACGUUUCCUUUUAAUAAAAUUGGUUAUUU
This is a messenger RNA of Lingula anatina, 2529 nucleotides long. RefSeq lists its product as uncharacterized. NCBI's taxonomy places the organism in Eukaryota, Metazoa, Brachiopoda, Lingulata, Lingulida, Lingulidae. The record is from RefSeq and is a predicted model, not a curated record.